AUUUAACCAAAUAAAAUUGACUUUUGCUUUAGUAUGAAAAUGUUAAAGUAUGUGUGAUGUUUUGUAAAAUAGUCAAUCUGAAUCUGCAACUUUAAUUCUCUGCUGGCACUAAAAUAUGACUCGAAGAGACAAAACUGAAGUCCAGUUUCCCCAUCUGCUCAACUAGGCAGCGUAAUCAGGCGUAAUUGUCCUCAAAACAUUCUGCAGAUGACAGCUCAGAGACAGACUCAUAAUGUCGCUUAACAGCACAUAUUCCAGCCCAUAAACAAACAAAACAUACAAAUGUUGUGAUAAAGUGCAGGAAUCAAAGAUGUCCCACACAAUUCACCUCUCUCUCUAUAUCCAGUGUAAAAGCGUCACAGUCGAGCGCUGCAGCUCUUUCACUCUUCUCUGGUGGAGUGAAUGUACAUGAUGGAAAUAUUUAUGACGUUCCUCCUCACUGGAUGUCUGAUACAAGGAGUUUUUUGUGGCUUCAGUAUCAGUCUGCCGGAGAGAGUAGAAGCUCUAGAAGGAUCCUGUGUUUUCAUACCCUGCACAUUUAAUAUUGAACAACAAUAUGAACAAUAUCUCACUGAUGUGAAGAGAAUAUGGUAUAAAGACAAAAACAUAGUGUUUGACUCCAGUAGGUCCGACACUGGAUUGUUAAGAGGAGAAAUAUUUGGCACUCCUACAGAGAAAAACUGCACCACCCACUUCGAUAAUGUUGAGCAGAAAGAUAAUGGGUCAUAUUCCUUCAGACUUGAAGCCAAAGUUGGAUUGAAACAUAAUUUCACAAACACUGUUGAAAUUGUCGUCAUAGUUGAGUGUCAUAUUGUUCAUGCUGCUUCUGUCUUAAUAGUCUCCACCCAAACCCACAGUGAGUCUGUUGAAGGAUCAGCAGGAGGUGACGGAGGUGACGGAGGGAAGCUCUGUGAAUCUGCGCUGCUCGACUAAGAUCUUCUG
Messenger RNA from Ctenopharyngodon idella (grass carp), 942 nucleotides. RefSeq names its product sialic acid-binding Ig-like lectin 13. Bases 403 to 933 code for a protein of 176 amino acids. Lineage: Eukaryota; Metazoa; Chordata; Actinopteri; Cypriniformes; Xenocyprididae. The transcript is spliced from 5 exons. The record is from RefSeq and is a predicted model, not a curated record.